Charadrius vociferus (killdeer) is the source of this 609-nucleotide messenger RNA. RefSeq names its product fibroblast growth factor 2 (basic) (gene FGF2). Bases 1 to 609 code for a protein of 202 amino acids. Lineage: Eukaryota; Metazoa; Chordata; Aves; Charadriiformes; Charadriidae. The record is from RefSeq and is a predicted model, not a curated record. Gene Ontology annotation, molecular function: fibroblast growth factor receptor binding; growth factor activity. The transcript is spliced from 4 exons. Gene Ontology annotation, cellular component: cytoplasm. Gene Ontology annotation, biological process: positive regulation of gene expression; cell differentiation; positive regulation of protein phosphorylation.
AUGGGGCUGAAAUCCCCAUGCAUGGAGAAUGACGGCAAGCGCGUGACGUUUGGCCGUGCCCGAGGCGCUGCGAGGGGACGGCUGGCUGACACGGAGGUGAACCUGUCCCUGCCCUGGGCCGGGCCACGCUGUCCUCUGCCUGCUCCAUUCAUCAUCAUUAAGCCUCUGGACCAGCAGAGAAGAUGUCCGACCUUGAAUCUGGCCGGCUUCUUGCGGCACGUUUCCCGCAAUGACCGGCGGCGGGAGCUGAUGCGCAGCAGAGCUGCGGUUCGGGCUGGACUUCCCCCGUCCCGCUCCGCUCCCGGGACAGCCCGGUCCCUCAAACUGCAGCUUCAAGCAGAAGAGAGAGGCGUGGUGUCAAUCAAAGGUGUAAGCGCGAACCGCUUUCUGGCUAUGAAGGAGGAUGGCAGGUUACUGGCCUUGAAAUGUGCAACAGAGGAAUGUUUCUUUUUUGAGCGUUUGGAAUCUAAUAACUAUAACACUUACCGAUCGCGGAAAUACUCUGACUGGUACGUGGCACUGAAAAGAACUGGACAGUACAAACCUGGACCAAAAACUGGACCCGGACAGAAAGCUAUCCUUUUUCUUCCCAUGUCUGCUAAAAGCUGA